Molecule: messenger RNA, 207 nt
Organism: Nezara viridula (southern green stink bug)
Lineage: Eukaryota; Metazoa; Arthropoda; Insecta; Hemiptera; Pentatomidae
Source: the annotation of a GenBank genome assembly
AUGAGAUUAUGGAAAUGGCGGCGAAGGGGGUCAUUACAAUUAGAGGCAUCAAUUAAAAGGAUACCCCCACCAGGGCUCGAAGGGGCCCAGCCCAACCCGAGACGGUCGUCAUGUAAAAUUCAUCAGAGGACGUCAAGAGAGGAUAGCCCGGGAGUCCUAAUAUCCAAUUACGAUCCUGACAGCAGAAUUAUGAGGACGAGCAAUUAG